UCGUAUUCCAUUCUAGCGGGUGCAACAUCGAGCGGCCGACAGAUGGAAGAGCCUCAUCUGACUUCUCGAAUACGAGUUGCGCUUCGCAGAUCUCUGCGAUGAUCAGACGCAAUGUGGUAAGGUUGCGAGGGAUGCUGUGGUUUUCGUUUAUCCGUACGAGCAAGAACAUUGAGGUGACGAUGAUCGCAAAACAUAUAUGAACACAGAGGACUUCCUCUUAUUCAAGAGGACAUAAGCAACAAGCUUUGAGGGUUUAAACAAGCAUUCUCAACUUCUCUACAUCUUCAAAUUAGCGUUCAAGAUGGUCUUCAUCCGCAACAUCGCCCUCGCGGCAACAACUCUCCUGGGCCUCACCUCCGCCGCUCCCGCUCUCUCCGCCCGCCAAGCAUCAGUCAACAACACGCAAGAAUUCUACAUCAAACUCGUCGUCACCGACGGCCCAACAACCUACCAAGAAUGGGCUCUCGAGGCCUACCACACCGGCGCUGGUCUCGCCGACCCCGUCUUCACCAACACAACGGGCUCCAAAGCCUUCCUGAACGGCACGAACCUCCAGUUCGACCUGAACGGGUAUACAUUGGGAGCCAGCGCCAAUGCGGGUGAUACCAACUAUGCGAGAUGGGAGCCGGUGACGAUCGGGUCCGGGUAUGGGACUGGAGGAUGGCUGAAUAAUGGUAGUGCGGGCAUUGUGCAGGAUAAUGAGGAGUUUGAUGGGUGGUUGGUUUGUGAGUGGUAUCAUGGGUUGAAUGCGCCGCAGCUGUUUCAGUGGAUCAAGGGGUUUGAUGCUCCUACGGAUGUUUUCCCUUCGAGUUGUUCGAGGGUUAUUUUGUUGCCGGAGUAUAUUUGAGUGUAGAAUGGAGAUGGUUCGGGAAAGAGGAGUGUGAAGGGCACGAUAUAUAAUAGUAAUGUUUGAAAAUUAUAGUCACAUAUCGAGAACAAUUGAUUCCUGG
Molecule: messenger RNA, 950 nt
Organism: Mollisia scopiformis
Lineage: Eukaryota; Fungi; Ascomycota; Leotiomycetes; Helotiales; Mollisiaceae
Exons: 1
Coding region: 302-847 (181 amino acids)
Source: RefSeq, a predicted model, not a curated record